Molecule: messenger RNA, 1638 nt
Organism: Endocarpon pusillum Z07020
Lineage: Eukaryota; Fungi; Ascomycota; Eurotiomycetes; Verrucariales; Verrucariaceae
Exons: 3
Coding region: 1-1638 (545 amino acids)
Biological process (GO): translation
Cellular component (GO): ribosome
Molecular function (GO): GTPase activity; rRNA binding; structural constituent of ribosome
Source: RefSeq, a predicted model, not a curated record
AUGGCUGAUCUGCCGGUGGCUGUGGUGUGCGUUGGAAUGGCGGGUGAGUUAUCUGAUUUUAUCCAUUUCGAUUCACUCCUUACCAAACUCCCAGGUUCAGGCAAGACGACCUUCAUGCAACGCAUCAACGCACAUCUACACUCGAAGAAGCAGCCUCCAUACGUUCUCAAUCUAGACCCCGCAGUGUUUUCAGUACCUUUCGAGGCGAACAUUGACAUCAGGGACAGCAUAAACUAUAAAGAAGUGAUGAAGCAGUACCAUCUUGGACCGAAUGGUGGAAUCCUCACAUCUCUUAACCUUUUCGCUACAAAGGUGGACCAGAUAUUGGCGCUUAUGGAAAAACGAUCCCGCAUUCCACCAGAUUCGAAGACUCGACCUCCCCAUCACUUUCUGAUCGACACACCUGGCCAGAUUGAGGUAUUUGUCUGGUCAGCCUCCGGCAGCAUCAUACUUGAAUCUCUGGCCUCAUCUUUCCCAACUGUCAUCGCCUACAUAAUCGAUACUCCUCGAACCUCCUCAACCUCUACUUUCAUGUCCAAUAUGCUCUACGCCUGCUCCAUCCUCUACAAAACAAAGCUCCCCAUGAUUCUUGUCUUCAAUAAGACAGAUGUGCAGGAUGCAGGCUUUGCAAAGGAUUGGAUGACGGACUUUGAGAAAUUUCAAGAUGCACUCCGCGAAGAAGAAGCAAAGGGUGUCUUCGGCGGAGAAGGCGCUGGUGGCGGUAGCGGCUAUAUGAGUUCUUUGCUGAAUAGUAUGAGCUUGGUGUUGGAUGAGUUUUACAGCCACCUAAGCAUGGUGGCAGUGAGCAGCACGACCGGUGAUGGAGUCGACGCAUUUUUUGAGGCUGUUGAAGAGAAGCGAAAGGAGUUCAACCGAGACUACAAACCAGAGCUGGACAAACGGAGGAAGCAGAGAGAAGAAGAAAAGGUAGCGACUAAAGAACAGGAGUUGACCAAGGUUAUGCACGAUCUUAAUGUCUCUGCUGCGCGAAGAAAACCGGCGGCCACACACGAGCCAGAUGUUGAUGAAGACGAUGAAGAUCUGAACGAUGCAGAUCAGUAUCCCGAUGAGAUGGACGACGAGAAGAGUGAUGAUGAUUUGUCGUCUAGAUACAAGGCAGCUCUGAAGGAUGCUGAAGGGAAAGGCAGCACUGGAAAAUUGACGAAAGAUCUUUCACAUCUCGCAGUCUGCUUCUCGCUUCCUUCGCCAAAAGAAGUCUCGAUCGAAAUUCACCACGGCUCGCGCAAGAAUGUUGCAACUCUUCGAACAGUCAAGACUCUCAUCAACAACCUCAUCAUUGGUGUUACUAGGGGCUACAAAUACAAGAUGCGAUAUGUCUAUGCCCAUUUCCCCAUCAACGUCAAUAUCGAAAAAAACAACGACACAGGGCUGUACGAAGUUGAGAUCAGGAAUUUCUUGGGAGAGAAGAUUGUACGACGGGUGACGAUGCAGAAAGGCGUUGACGUGGAGGCAACCAAGGGCGUCAAGGAUCAGAUUGAGCUCACCGGCAACAGCUUGGAGGCAGUUUCACAAUCGGCAGCAGAUAUCCAGCAAAUAUGCAGAGUGCGAAACAAGGAUAUUCGGAAGUUCUUGGACGGCCUGUACGUAAGCGAGAGAGGAAACAUUGUGGAGGCGUGA